GGUACGUGCCACAGGGCGCCGGCCGUGUCCACCUGGGGUUGCCUGGCUCAAGGGACCUGCACUCCCCUAGGGGAGCAGAAACCAUGCCCCGUAGCAGGACGGGGGUCCUGGCCCAGAGUGCAGCACUGGUUGGGGACCUGCCCAGGACCAGGUGGCAGACGGGUGCUGCGGCACCCUGGCUCCGCUGGGGAGGAAGAGGAAGAGGAGGCUGUCCCCUCGCCCUCCCUGGCUGGCGCUGCCGGAAGCUGGAGGGCUCCCUUGUUUACCCAGGCUGUGGCUGCCUCUUCCCCCAGAUCCGUCCCACACAGGACGGGAGGGUUUGAGCCGACUGCUUGGCCAGGAUGAGCUGGAGUUUCCUGACGCGGCUCCUGGAGGAGAUCAACAACCACUCAACCUUCGUGGGCAAGAUCUGGCUCACUGUCCUCAUCGUCUUCCGGAUCGUGCUGACAGCCGUUGGUGGGGAGUCCAUCUACUACGACGAGCAGAGCAAGUUCGUGUGCAACACGCAGCAGCCCGGCUGCGAGAACGUGUGCUACGACGCCUUCGCCCCUCUCUCCCACGUCCGCUUCUGGAUCUUCCAGAUCAUCAUGGUGGCCAUGCCAUCAGUGCUGUACCUGGGCUUUGCCAUGCACCGCAUCGCCCGGAUGCCAGAGAACGCGCGGCGCGGGCUCCGGCAGGCCGGCGAGCACGCAUGCCGGUUUUUUCCCAUGAUCUUUGAGGAGAUCGAGGUGGAGAAGGAGAAAAGCACGGAGGGUGGGGAAAAGCACGACGGCCGGCGCCGCAUCAAGCAGGAUGGGCUGAUGCGUGCCUACGUGCUGCACUUGCUGUGCCGCUCGCUGCUGGAGACGGCCUUCCUCUUUGGGCAGUACAUGCUGUACCGCUUCGAGGUGAGCCCGUCCUAUGUGUGCAGCCGCAGCCCCUGCCCUCACACUGUCGACUGCUUCGUCUCCCGCCCCACC
Struthio camelus australis is the source of this 959-nucleotide messenger RNA. The record is from RefSeq and is a predicted model, not a curated record. Lineage: Eukaryota; Metazoa; Chordata; Aves; Struthioniformes; Struthionidae.